This is a messenger RNA of Linum tenue, 1480 nucleotides long. The record is from the annotation of a GenBank genome assembly. NCBI's taxonomy places the organism in Eukaryota, Viridiplantae, Streptophyta, Magnoliopsida, Malpighiales, Linaceae.
AUGGAUGGAGCAGCUACCAGCUUUAGCAGCAGGAUGAGCAAGAGGUGGUCUCUCCAAGGACAGACUGCUCUCGUCACCGGUGGCACCAAAGGACUCGGAUAUGCUAUCGUGGAGGAACUGGCAGCCCUAGGGGCCACUGUCUACACAUGCUCCAGAAAUAAGGCAGAGCUUGAUAAUUGUUUGAAGGGUUGGAAAGAGCUGGGUCUGCAGGUAACCGGUUCGGCCUGUGAUUUGACCUCUGCAUCUGAAAGACGGAAGCUAAUGCAGGCCGUAUCCUCUCAAUUCAACGGAAAGCUUAACAUCCUGAUCAACAACGCUGGGGCAAAUGUAGUUAAACCCACUCUGGAGUUCACGGACGAAGAUUACUCCCUUCUGAUGCGUACAAACAUGGAGUCGGCAUUCAGCCUGAGCCGACUUGCACAUCCUCUUUUGGCGAAUUCCGGGGCAGGAACGAUCGUGUUCAUGGGAUCUGCUGCGGGUGUCACAUCUCUGAAUGUUGGCAGCAUAUAUGGGAUGACCAAAGCUGCAAUGGUUCAACUAACCAAAGAUCUAGCAUGCGAAUGGGUAAAGGACAACAUAAGGAUCAACUGCGUUGCACCUUGGUUCAUCAAGACUGCCAUCAAUGAGAGCUACUUUGAGAGCGAGGAGUUCUCAAAGUCAGUGAGAGCUCGAACUCCCAUGGGACGAACUGGAGAGCCGGAGGAGGCGGCAGGGUUGGUUGCAUUCCUCUGCCUUCCGGCGGCCUCUUAUAUUACCGGCCAGACUGUUGCCGUUGAUGGGGGAGCCACUGUCCAUUGCUUCACUCCACCUGGAAGUGGAAGGUCAUGAAUCAGAUGGCAUGUUCAUCUCCUACUUUAUAACCCUUUCACCAGGCAAUAAUAAUCAUCUACCAAAUUGCUGAUUGUGUUCCAUAUCACAGCUCCAUUAAGGUACGGGGACAUUGACACCACAUAAGCUAGGGAGAGCCUUGGCGACAGGGGGAUCGACGCGAUAGGUGAUGAUGGCAGGUUUGAAGCACUUGCAGAGCUGUUGACGAAUGGCGGCGGUGUUUGCCUCAUCGUUCAACAGCUUAACAUUGGAGCAACAUUGGGUAGACGGUGAAGGGGCUUGCUUAGUGAGGAAUGGCAAGCACGGCAGCAACUGAAGCAAUGCACCUGGGCAUGUCACGCCCGCAGCUUGCCCGUUCACUAGUGUACUUGUUGACGAGCCCAUCAUCAUCAAUGCCAACAUGAAAGCUACUGUAGCUGUGCCAUUCAGUCUACUGUUCACUGAUGUCUUCAUUGUGAUUUUUUAAUCUGAUCAAUACAACUUCUUUUAUUUGAAAAAAAGUUGGAAUAAUUUUGCCGGUGGUGGGUGCUUUACUGAUAUGAGAUGGGGCAAAGAUAGCUAUGUCUGUUUUGCUUUUAUAGGCAUCAAAGUGUGUUGGAUAAUUGUGGAUUUGUUUCACCUAUUACUAUUAUGGGUAUCAUUUGGAGAAAGG